AUGAACGUUUAUGAUGAAAUUCCCGUUCUUAAAACAAAAAUCGUAAAAGAUGAUGCAUACCAUAAAAAUUAUAAAGAAAUGCUUAAUAUGGUAGAAACUUUAAAUGAACGUUUAAAUUUAGCGGUUAAACAAGGCCCCGAUAAAGCAAUUGAAAAGCAUCUUAAACGUGGUCAAUUAUUAGUUCGUGAUAGAAUCGAUCUUUUAUUAGAUGAAGAUUCACCAUUUUUAGAAUUAUGUCCUUUAGCAGGAUGGGGCCAGAAUGAUAUGACAUUAGGUGGUUCAAGUGUUGCGGGUAUCGGUCUUGUUUGUGGCGUAGAAUGUUUAAUAACUGGUAACGUUCCGACAUUAUUUGGAGGUUCAUCCAACGAAGUUAGUGUCGCUAAAGGCGCUCGAAUUAAUGCUAUAGCUUGGCAAAAUAAAUUACCUCUAAUUCAAUUAAUUCAAACUGGAGGUGGUAAAUUGGAACAGCAAUUUAAAGUUUUUCAUCCAGGUGGUGCACAUUUUCGAAAUUUGGCUGAGCGAACAAAAGCCGGCCUUCCUACUUGUAGUAUAGUAUUUGGUAGUUCAACAGCUGGUGGUGCAUAUUCACCUGCUUUAACUGAUUACAUUAUUAUGGUGAAAAAUCAAGCUCAAGUGUUUCUUGGUGGUCCACCACUUGUUCAAUUGGCUACUGGUGAAAUUGUUGAUGCUGAAAGUCUUGGUGGUGCCGACAUGCACAGUAGAAAAUCUGGUGUUUCUGAUCAGCUUGCAUUGGAUGAACAUGACGCUAUAUAUAAAGCUCGUGAAUUCAUUUCUAGACUUAAUUGGGAAAAAAGAGGAAAAAUUCCUCAAAGUCACCUUGCUCCAAAAAUAGAUGAACCUUUGUAUGACAUUGAUGAACUUCUUGGAAUCGUAUCUGCAAAUAUUAGAGUGCCCUUUGAUGCUAAUGAAGUUAUCAAUCGUAUAGUUGAUGGAUCAAGGUUCACAGCAUUUAAACCUCUUUAUGGACCAAAUUUAAUCACUGGUUGGGCCGUUAUUCACGGUUUUCAGGUUGGUAUAAUAGCCUCUAACAAUGUUUUGUUCAUUCCAGAAAGUAAUAAAGCGACUCAAUUUAUUCGAAUGUGUAAUAUGAUGAAUGUACCACUCAUAUUUUUUCAAAACACCACCGGAUUCAUGGUAGGUAAGAAAUAUGAGGAAGAAGGGAUAAUAAAAGCUGGAACACAUUUUGUAAAUGCCGUUAGCAACAGUCAAGUACCUGUUAUUACUAUUAUGAUGGGUGCUUCUUAUGGUGCUGGGAAUUACGCUAUGUGCGGUAGAGCUUAUAAUACAAGAUUUUUGUUUUCAUGGCCAAAUAGUAAAUGUUCAAUAAUGGGUCCAGAUCAAUUAGCCGGAGUUUUGGAUUUACUUGCUCGUGAAGCUGCUGCUAGUGCGGGUAAAAAAAUUGAUGAAGCAGCAGCUGAGAGAAAUAAAGCUUUUUUAUCAAGUAAAGUUGAAAAAGAAUCUGAUGUAUAUUGGACAACAUCAAGAUUAUUAGAUGAUGGAGUGAUUGACCCAAGAAUGACUAGAGUUAUUUUGGGAUUCUGUCUAAGCGUUGUUUAUAAUGAGAAAGUUGAGGGUGGUAACUUAGGUGGUGUUAGUAGAAUGUAG
Cetraspora pellucida is the source of this 1626-nucleotide messenger RNA. The record is from the annotation of a GenBank genome assembly. Lineage: Eukaryota; Fungi; Glomeromycota; Glomeromycetes; Diversisporales; Gigasporaceae.